AUGGCUUCUGCUCGCAAGAUCCGCGGUCUCGAACUGCACCCUGACAACAAGAAUCACUUCCAAUUCCGCCGCGCCAACGAAGGUGCUGUGGCUCUCACUUUCACUAUUCCGCGCCGACACAAGUCGCGCCGCGACCUGGACGACAGCAUCGUCCAGAUUACCAACCUCCUUAGCCAGGUCCGAAAGGAGAUGACCAUCAUGGCCGCCGAAGGGCCCCUUAGCACCGACGCCCUCGGCGACCUCGUCGAGGAGGCCCGAACCAUGGUGAAGGGGGCAGUUUUUGUUAUCACUAGAUUCUACCAUGACCGUGAGGAGGGCCUCCGCACCGCUCGUCAGCGCGAGUACGCCCUGCUCCGCCAGGAAGGCCGCGGCUGUUUCCUCUACCGAAUCCACCACGCCCUUAUUACGAUUCGCUACGACUUCGAAUCCCACGCCUCGCAGAUCCUCGCCAGCCGCGAUUCCCGUAUCGCCAAGCUUCACGACGCUCUCCACAAGGUUGAGGUCCAGAAGCUUGCCCUCGUGGCCCAGGGAGGCACCACCCCUUACUAG
This is a messenger RNA of Fusarium keratoplasticum, 549 nucleotides long. RefSeq lists its product as uncharacterized. The transcript has a single exon. The record is from RefSeq and is a predicted model, not a curated record. Lineage: Eukaryota; Fungi; Ascomycota; Sordariomycetes; Hypocreales; Nectriaceae. Bases 1 to 549 code for a protein of 182 amino acids.